Molecule: messenger RNA, 948 nt
Organism: Meriones unguiculatus (Mongolian gerbil)
Lineage: Eukaryota; Metazoa; Chordata; Mammalia; Rodentia; Muridae
Product: olfactory receptor 5W2-like
Exons: 1
Coding region: 16-948 (310 amino acids)
Biological process (GO): G protein-coupled receptor signaling pathway; sensory perception of smell
Cellular component (GO): membrane
Molecular function (GO): olfactory receptor activity; odorant binding; G protein-coupled receptor activity
Source: RefSeq, a predicted model, not a curated record
AUAAAACACAGAAGAAUGGAGGCUGGGAACUGCUCAGCCACUGAGUUCCUUCUCUUGGGAAUUACCGAUAACCCUGUGAUCAAGGUGAUUUUAUUUAUCGCUUUUCUAAUUGUUUAUCUCAUUAUUCUUACUGAAAAUCUUGGAAUGAUCAUUUUGAUCAGAAUGGAAACUCGGCUUCAUAUGCCAAUGUACUUCUUCCUCAGCCACCUCUCUUUUUCUGACGUCUGCUACUCCACUGCAGUUGUCCCAAAGAUGUUGGUAGACCUGCUUGCAAAAGGCAACAAUUCAAUUCUUUUUCUUGGCUGUGUUCUCCAGUUCUUCGUCUUCUGCAUCUUUACAGAUGUGGAGUGUAUGCUGCUGGCAAUGAUGGCCUUUGACCGGUACAAGGCAAUCAGCAACCCUUUGUUAUAUGCAGUAGACAUGUCUAGUAAGGUUUGCUAUCAACUUCUGGCUGUGGUUUACGUGGUGGGUAUUGUAGAUGCUGUGAUUCAUACAACACUGACAUUUCACUUGUGUUUCUGUGGUUCUAAUGAGAUCAAUCAUUUCUUCUGUGAUUUACCUCCUCUUUACCUCCUGUCCUGCUCUGACAUACAAGUCAAUGAACUGGCCUUAUUUGCUGUUUUUGGUUUUAUUGAACUGAGCACUAUCUCGGGAGUACUUGUCUCGUACUGUUACAUCAUUUUAUCAGUCCUGAAGAUCCAUUCUGCUGAGGGGAGGUUCAAGGCCUUCUCUACCUGCAUCUCUCAUUUAACAGCAGUUUCCAUUUUUCAGGGAACAAUGUUAUUCAUGUAUUUCCGGCCAAGUUCUUCUUAUUCUUUAGAUCAAGACAAAAUAACCUCACUGUUUUACACGCUGGUGAUCCCCAUGUUGAACCCUUUAAUUUACAGCCUAAGAAACAAGGAUGUGAAAGAGGCCUUGCAAAAACUGAAAACAAGAACUUGGUUGUAA